AUGGAUGUUUCCACACAAUUGGAAGUUAAACAACAAAGCUUGACGGUUGAAAAAGCAGUCCCCUUAGAAUUUGACUUAGCAUUGCUCGCAGGGUUUGAUAUAAACACUUUGGACGAAGAACGAUUAAGGCAGAAUACCGACAAAUAUUUAAAAGAAUGCUCAAGAAACGGAACACAAUUGAUAAUAAAUGAAAUAUUUAAAUUACCGACCAAUUCAACGGAAGAUGGCACUUUUGCAGAACUGCCAGACCAAAUUACAAAAAUACCCCGAGAGAAACCGGUUCCGAAACCGAAACCAUUGACAAGAUGGGAGAAAUUUGCCAAACUUAAAGGCAUACAGAAUCGCAAGCAGUCACGUAAAGUCUUUGAUGAGGCCACUGGUGAAUGGGUGCCCCGAUGGGGAUAUAAGGGCGCGAACGAUGAUGGGACAAACGAUUGGUUGAUACCCGUUCCUCAGAAUGCCGGUAUAAACGCAACUAGACAUACGAGAAACCUGGAGGAAGGUGCAAGAGGUGCCGACCAAAAAUCGGCGAAGGAAGAAUUAAUGAAAAAGAUAUCGAUAAGUAAAUCUGCAACAGCAAGCAUCGGAAGAUUUGAUAAACCAUUAAAAGGAGAACCUAAAAUAAAGGGCGUGAAACGAAAGUUUGAUCCGCUGAUCUCAGAUAUGAAUAAGGAAAAAGAAGCAAAUCUGAAUAUCGUUAAUGGACUUUUUGGCAAGAAGGAUAAAUCAGAUAUAAUAAAUGCGCGCAAGGCACGUAACAUGGCAUAA
Paraglomus brasilianum is the source of this 768-nucleotide messenger RNA. Lineage: Eukaryota; Fungi; Glomeromycota; Glomeromycetes; Paraglomerales; Paraglomeraceae. The record is from the annotation of a GenBank genome assembly.